Epinephelus moara (kelp grouper) is the source of this 2965-nucleotide messenger RNA. It is a transcript of the gene ccdc85al, whose product is annotated as coiled-coil domain containing 85A, like. NCBI's taxonomy places the organism in Eukaryota, Metazoa, Chordata, Actinopteri, Perciformes, Serranidae. The record is from RefSeq and is a predicted model, not a curated record. The transcript is spliced from 4 exons. The coding region runs from base 454 to 1875 and encodes 473 amino acids.
GCUGUUCCCUCUCCUCCUCUAUCCGUGUCUCCGCCGUGCACAGCGGACUCUCUCCUGUCUCUGCCUCGCAGUGUGCAGGUGUGUGUGCACCGACUGUCCGCUCAAGCUUUUCACACUUUCACCACAUUUGGGAGCGAUUUUGGAUACUAAACCGAGGCGGCAACUCACACUGGAAGUAGGCUGCCCACUGUCCACCCCGGCUGAGAGGAUGUUGCAGUGAUAGACAGCAGAGCAGCUUCUCCACUGUAUCGCACUCAGCCGGCAUCGUCAGCUGUUGCUCUAGCAGAGAGUGAAGAGUCGGGAGCAACAGAGGAAAAGGCCAAACUAUGCGACUGACUUUCUGCCGGUAACCGUUUUCCACCAUAAGUCGACCGGGGAGCGGAUGCGAGCAGAGGUUGCCAACGAGCCUCUGACUAUUUUCUGCUCUUUGUCGGUGCCGGAGGAGCUGUGCCAAUGGAGAAAGCGACUCCGCCGCCCCAGCCCCAGCUCCAGCUGUCGAUAGCGAAGACUGAAAGUCCAGCGGAGGACAUCUCCGGGCUGACUGACGAGGAGCUGCUCAAGUGGACCAAGGAGGAUCUGGUGCGGCGGCUGAGGCGCUCCGAGGCCGACAAGAUGAGCGUGAUUCUGGACCACGGGAAUCUCAUCCGAGAGGUCAAUCGCAGCCUCCAGCUGCACUUGAACGAGAUCAGGGGGCUGAAGGAUAUUAACCAGAAGCUGCAGGAGGACAACCGUGAGCUGCGGGACUUGUGCUGCUUCCUGGAUGACGACCGCCAGAAAGGCAAACGUGUGUCCAGGGAGUGGCAGCGCUUGGGACGCUACAGUGCCAGCAUCAUGCGCAAAGAGGUGACCCUCUAUCUCCAGAAACUCAAGGAGCUGGAGCUUCGACAGGAGGAGGUUAUCCGGGAGAACCUGGAGCUGAAGGAGCUCUGCCUGCUGCUGGAUGAGGAGAAGGGGGUGGUGGGUGGAGGAAGUGGCAGCGGAGGAAGCGUAGGGGGAGGGAGUGUAGGCGUGGGAGGGUGCCGCAACUCCAUAGACAGCCAGAGUAGUUUGCUGCUGGUGCCCGGGCAGGGGCUCCUGAUGAGAGACGUGGGUGACGGGAGCAGCACCUCCAGUGCCGGGAGCGCUGACAGCUCCGAUCACCCUCACCACAAGCAGCCUCACCUGGCUCCAGGCAUGGGUGGGGUUGGUAGUGGUGGGGAGAAAGGGAGCCCUGAGCUUGUGCACAAACCCAGGUGUAGCAGCAUCAGUGGAAUAGGAGGCGGAAGUGGAGGAGACAGGGAUGUGUCCAGCCCCGAGCACCCUGCUGGGCGCCACCGGAGUACAAGCCUGGAGUAUCCAUACACCUUGCCUCAGCUGUGCAGGCCCCGCUGUGGCUCCAUAUCCGUGCCUGACCACAGUCGAGUGAUGCGGGGCCUCAGCCCGGAAAAGUAUGGUAGGAAUGUGGGCCGACGCAGUCCGGAGCAGCACCCCAAGCACCACAGCUCGGAUCUCCUCCUGGGCCAGAGGCAGCACUUCCCGGGUCAGGGAGGCAGUGGGGAGCUCUAUCAGAGGCACAACAGGAGCAGCAUUAGCAGUUUAGGCUGUGGGAGCCCAGAGCCCAGGCAGGCACAUUUAGGGGCCACUGAGCACCAUGAAAAGGGCUGCGUGGUCCAAGGGGGCAGCCCUGAAACUCAUAGGCACCAGUACAGUAUGAGCCCCGACCAUGUGAAGUUUGGCAGCCCUGUGAGAGACGGGCAGAGGAGGCCGGCCGGAGACGAGCUGUCGCCACACCAUCGGAGCAUCUACAAUGGCAUGAAUGCUUUGAUAUCAGCCGGCUGCUGCACCAACAACUGUAGAAAUGUCAAGCUAUGGGACAGCUUUGAUGCCUCCUCUUGACCCCAACUUGACCAGCUAGGCUCCUCAAACGGAGGGGAGGUUGCAGUGGUACAGCCCUCCAGUGUCUCCGGCCUGGAUAGACACGAGGGCCCCUGGACGCCACCCUCCAAACUCCGGAUGGUCUGUCGUCCAUGGCCUCAUCCAUGUCCACAGCCCUGAAACAGCCUGCCUCCAUGUUUUUAUUUCUACAUAUCGAGAGUUUGAGGGAAGAGAGGGAGUUCUGGGGGGAAUGCUGUUAGUACGGUUGGUAAAACUCGAAGACUGCCGUAGCUAAAUGGAUAAGAGUGGAUAUCUCUCCCUUCCAACUGUGACACGGCUACCUCCCGGAGAGCGCCUGCAGAAAGGGAGGGACACCGGGGAUCGGUGAGAGAAGAUGUAGAGGACUCUGCACUGUUUUGUGCCGCUACCCUCUGUUUACAAAUGUACAUCACUGGUGGAGAAGCACAUAAAUUAAACUUUGUAUACCCUGCUGUUCGAAACCUGAAUCAUUAUCCCACACUUUUCCCCCUUUCCCACCCUGUUUAUCCACUCCCUCCCUCUUCUCCUUCAUCUUCAGAUAUCCAUCAUCUUCAAAGUGUGUAAUGAGACUGGUGUAAUCUUAACGUUCUGUCUCUCGGUCUCCAAAUCCAGCCGAUCACAUGAUCCAUCAUCUUCAAAUGAAUUUAAAAACAAAACAAAAAGCAUAAUUGUCAAAGAUGUUCUAGCAAAGAAAAAAAAACAACCUCUUCCUGUGUCUUAAACCAAGAUGGUCAUCAUUACUAGCUGCUGACAGAUGUUCUAGUUCUAUAAGAUGCAAUGUUCAGGUGUAAUUUUUCUUUUUUGUAUUAUCUUUUUUGCUCCCUUAAAGCGCCUAUAUUGAAGCUGGGGAGAAGAUUAUACGUUUCUCCAUGUUGUUUUUUACAAGGAAGUAAAGUCCAAGUAAAAAGUAGAUUAUUGGAUUAGUUUUCUAUAUAUCUAUAUAUAUAAAUAUAAUAUGAUUAUUAUUUUUGACUUACUGGUAUUAGAACUAUUAUAUGAAGAUGCAUAAUGAUAUCUAUCGAAUAAUAAACAGACUUCUUUAUGUAAAAGUGCAUCGCCUGCUCAGGUUUUA